AUGGCCCAAGUCAAUGGAAGUCGCGGCGUCAAACCUGCCACUAAUGGCACCGUUCCUGUCAUGAACGGCUCAACUUCAUACGCCGCGAAGCACAAGCUAGCAGACCACUUCAUCGGUGGGAAUAAACUUGAGAACGCUGCUCCUAGCCCUGUGAAGGACUUUGUUGCCCAGCAUGAUGGCCACACGGUCAUUACCAGUGUCCUGAUUGCCAACAAUGGUAUUGCAGCAGUCAAGGAGAUUCGAUCAGUACGAAAAUGGGCUUACGAAACCUUUGGCGAUGAGAAAGCGAUUCAAUUCACGGUGAUGGCCACGCCAGAAGAUUUGGCAGCCAACGCCGACUACAUUCGAAUGGCAGAUCAAUACGUGGAGGUGCCCGGUGGAACAAAUAACAACAACUACGCCAAUGUCGAGUUGAUCGUAGAUGUUGCGGAACGUAUGGAUGUCCAUGCGGUUUGGGCUGGAUGGGGGCACGCCUCAGAAAACCCAAAACUACCCGAAUCCCUCGCAGCCUCCCCAAAGAAGAUCGUCUUCAUUGGUCCUCCCGGAUCUGCUAUGCGAUCGCUUGGAGACAAAAUUUCUUCCACAAUCGUUGCCCAGCACGCCAAAGUACCAUGUAUACCCUGGUCGGGAACUGGUGUCGACCAGGUCGAGGUCAACGAAGAUGGAAUUGUUACAGUCGAGGACUCCAUCUACAUGAAAGGUUGCGUGCAGUCAUGGCAGGAAGGUCUUCUGAAGGCCGAACAAAUCGGUUUCCCUGUCAUGAUCAAAGCUUCCGAGGGUGGUGGUGGAAAGGGUAUCCGAAAGGCGGACAGCAAAGAUGGUUUCGAAGCUCUAUAUAAAGCUGCCGCAAGCGAAAUUCCCGGAUCGCCAAUCUUCAUCAUGAAGCUAGCAGGUAACGCCCGCCAUCUGGAGGUUCAAUUGCUGGCCGAUGAGUAUGGAAACAACAUAUCUCUCUUUGGUCGAGAUUGCUCCGUCCAGCGAAGACAUCAAAAGAUCAUCGAGGAGGCACCUGUUACCAUUGCCAAGCAGCCAACUUUCGAAGCGAUGGAGAAAGCAGCUGUUCGUCUUGGUCGACUUGUAGGAUAUGUCUCGGCUGGUACCGUUGAGUAUCUAUAUUCCCACGCAGACGACAAAUUCUACUUCCUCGAACUCAACCCCAGAUUGCAAGUUGAGCAUCCAACGACCGAGAUGGUCAGUGGUGUCAACUUGCCAGCUGCACAACUUCAAGUCGCUAUGGGUCUGCCAUUGCACCGAAUCCGUGACAUUAGAUUGUUAUACGGCGCAGAUCCUUCGACUUCCUCCGAAAUCGACUUUGACUUUUCCAAAGAGAACAGCUCCAUGACCCAGCGUAGACCAAAGCCAAAGGGUCAUACAACCGCCUGCCGUAUUACCUCUGAAGAUCCUGGAGAAGGUUUCAAACCAUCCAGCGGUAAAAUGUCGGAGUUGAACUUCCGAAGUAGUUCUAAUGUCUGGGGUUACUUCUCUGUUGGAACGGCAGGUGGUAUUCACAGCUUCUCUGACAGUCAAUUCGGUCACAUUUUCGCCUAUGGUGAGAAUCGUGCGGCUUCGCGGAAGCACAUGGUUGUAGCUUUGAAGGAGUUAAGCAUUCGUGGUGAUUUCCGAACCACUGUCGAAUACUUGAUCAAAUUGCUGGAGACUCCUGCAUUCGAGGACAACACCAUUACCACAGGCUGGCUCGACGAGCUGAUCUCCAACAAGUUGACUGCCGAGCGCCCAGACCCUAUAUUGGCUGUCGUGUGCGGAGCUGUCACCAAGGCCCAUAUCUCUAGCGAAGCCUGCAUCAAUGACUAUCGCACAUCUCUCGAGAAGGGUCAGGUUCCUGCGAAGGACAUCUUGAAGACGGUCUUCCCAAUCGACUUCAUUUACGAUGGCCAUCGCUACAAAUUUACUGCUACUCGAUCCAGUUUGGACAGCUAUCACUUGUUCAUUAAUGGAUCGAAGUGCUCAGUUGGCGUCCGAGCGCUUAGCGACGGUGGUCUAUUAGUCCUGCUCAGCGGCAAAAGUCAUAACGUGUACUGGAAGGAAGAGGUUGGAGCCACUCGUCUUAGCGUUGAUGGCAAGACUUGCUUGUUGGAACAAGAGAACGACCCUACCCAGCUGCGAACACCAUCGCCCGGAAAGCUUGUCAAGUUUACUGUUGACAAUGGUGAGCAUAUCAAGGCUGGCCAACCGUUUGCCGAAGUGGAGGUCAUGAAGAUGUAUAUGCCACUUCUCGCCCAAGAGGAUGGUAUCGUGCAGCUCAUCAAGCAGCCAGGAGCCACUCUUGAAGCUGGUGAUAUUCUUGGUAUACUCUCGCUGGAUGAUCCAUCCAGAGUCAAGAGCGCCCAACCCUUCUUGGGUCACCUUCCAGAUCUUGGACCACCACAAAUCGUUGGUACAAAGCCUGCUCAACGUUUCGUCCUCCUGCACAGCAUUCUCGCCAAUAUUCUGAAUGGUUUUGAUAACCAGGUUAUCAUGGCCUCCACCUUGAAGGACCUCAUUGAGGUUCUCAGAGAUACAGAACUUCCCUACAGCGAAUGGAAUGCGCAGUUCUCCGCUCUCCAUGCCAGAAUGCCACAGCGCCUAGACGCUGUCUUCACCCAGAUCGUGGACCGUGCCAGGUCACGAUCUGGCGAAUUCCCUGCCAAGAAUCUUCAAAAGACGCUUUCCAAAUUCAUUGACGAAAGUGUCGAGGCAGGAGAUGUGGAUCUGUUGAAGUCAGCUCUUGCUCCUCUUCUUGAGGUAAUGGAUCGAUAUGCAGAGGGCCAGAAGGUCCACGAAUUCAACGUCUUCUGCAGGCUUCUUGAUCAGUACUCAUCAGUAGAGAAACUUUUCUCUGGGAGAACCUCCCGGGAUGAGGAAGUCGUUCUGAAACUCAGAGAUGAGAACAAGGACGAUAUUAUCAAGGUCAUCGGUACCGUCUUAUCUCACAGCAGAAUUGGCUCCAAGAACAACCUCAUCCUUGCCAUCCUCGAGGAGUAUCGACCAAACAAGCCUAACGCUGGAAAUAUUGCCAAGUACUUCCGCUCAUCACUCAAGAAGCUUACCGAGCUUGAGUCAAGACAAACAGCCAAAGUGUCCUUGAAAGCGCGUGAGGUACUUAUCCAAUGCGCCCUACCAUCUCUUGAGGAGCGUGCUGCCCAGAUGGAGCAUAUCCUUCGUUCUUCAGUUGUCGAGUCUCGAUAUGGUGAGACAGGCUGGGAACAUCGUGAACCAGAUCUCGAAGUCCUCAAGGAAGUCGUCGAUUCAAAGUAUACCGUCUUCGAUGUCCUCCCAAUCUUCUUCGGUCACCAAGACCCAUGGGUGUCGCUGGCAGCUCUCGAGGUUUAUAUCCGCAGAGCUUAUCGUGCCUACUCGCUAAAGAAAAUUGAGUACCACAAUGACUCGACUGAGCCACCUUUCAUCGUGUCUUGGGAUUUCAUUCUACGCAAAGUUGGUGCAUCGGAGUUUGGUAUGCCGGUUCAAUCCUCGGCACCAUCAACGCCAGCAACGCCAUCUUACGAGGGGGGCAAUCCAUUCAAACGUGUCAGCUCCAUCAGUGACAUGUCUUAUCUUGUCAGCUCUGGUGACAAGGAACCAACAAGAAAGGGUGUUAUUGUUCCUGUUCAAUACCUUGAUGAGGCUGAAGAAUAUCUCAUGCGGGCCUUGGACGUCUUCCCAGUUGCAGGUACCAAAAAGCCAGCCAAUGGUUUAAUGCCCGAACUAGGCGGUAGAAGAAAGCCUGCUCCUAAGAUCGAUACUGAGGAUGAGCUUACCGCUGUAUGCAAUGUUGCUGUCCGUGACUGCGAAAGUCUCGACGACGCUGAGACACUUGCGCGUAUCAACACCAUCGUCAAGGAAUACAAGGACGAGCUUCUCUCUCGCCGCAUCCGAAGACUGACAUUCAUCUGUGGACACAGAGAUGGAUCAUAUCCAGGCUACUUCACCUUCCGUGGUCCCAACUAUGAGGAAGACCAGAGUAUCCGUCACAGUGAGCCAGCAUUGGCCUUCCAGCUUGAACUUGGAAGACUCUCUCGCUUCGCCAUUAAGCCAGUCUUCACUGAAAACCGCAACAUCCACAUUUAUGAGGCAAUCGGAAAAGAAGUUGAGGGUGACAAGCGUUACUUCACACGUGCGGUUGUUCGACCAGGACGACUACGAGAUGAGAUCCCUACCGUUGAGUACUUGAUUUCCGAAUCAGACAGACUCAUGAACGAUAUUUUGGAUGCUCUAGAGAUUAUUGGUAACAACAACUCCGAUCUUAACCAUAUCUUCAUCAACUUCUCUCCUGUCUUCCCACUUCAGCCUCCUGAGGUCGAGAAAGCCCUUGGUGGUUUCCUCGAGCGUUUCGGCCGUCGUCUCUGGCGUCUGCGUGUCACUGGUGCCGAGAUUCGCAUCAUCUGCACCGAUCCAGAGACCAACAUGCCAUAUCCUCUUCGUGUUGUCAUCUCCAACACCUCUGGAUAUGUCAUUCAGGUUGAGAUGUAUGCUGAGCGCAAGUCCGAGAAGGGUGGCGAGUGGGUCUUCCACAGCAUUGGUGGUACUACCAAGAUUGGUGCUAUGCAUCUGCGACCAGUCAGCACACCAUACCCAACCAAGGAAUGGCUCCAGCCCAAGCGGUACAAAGCCCAUCUUAUGGGUACGCAAUACGUCUACGAUUUCCCAGAGCUGUUCAGACAAGCUAUCCAAAACAGCUGGACCAAGGCCGUCAGCAAGCACGCCUCUCUAGGCGAGAAGCAACCACCAGUCGGAGAGUGCAUCGAAUACAGCGAGCUUGUGUUGGAUGACCAAGACAACCUUGCUGAGGUUGUUCGCGAGCCAGGUACCAACUCUCAUGGUAUGGUAGGUUGGAUCGUCACCGCCAAGACUCCCGAGUAUCCUCGUGGACGUAAAUUUGUUGUCAUCGCCAACGACAUAACAUUCAAGAUUGGUAGUUUCGGACCCAAAGAAGACGCCUUCUUCUACAAGUGUACUGAGCUUGCGCGAAAGCAAGGUAUUCCUAGAAUAUAUCUCUCUGCUAACUCUGGUGCUCGCAUUGGAAUGGCUGAGGAACUUAUUCCUCAUUUCAACGUCGCUUGGAAUGACGCAGACAAACCAGAAGCUGGAUUCAAGUAUCUCUACCUCACCGCCGAUGCUAAGAAGCGUUUUGAGGAUGGCAAGAGAAAGGAUGUCAUCACCGAAGAAAUCACUGAAGACGGUGAGACUCGAUACAAGAUCACCACCAUUAUUGGUGCCGAGGAUGGUCUUGGUGUUGAGUGUCUUAAGGGUUCCGGUUUGAUUGCAGGUGCUACUAGCAGAGCGUACGAGGAUAUCUUCACGAUCACCUUGGUAACCUGCAGAUCUGUCGGUAUCGGUGCUUACCUGGUUCGCUUGGGUCAACGUGCCAUCCAAGUUGAGGGUCAACCUAUCAUCUUGACUGGUGCUCCAGCUAUCAACAAACUUCUGGGUCGUGAGGUUUACACAUCCAAUCUUCAACUUGGUGGAACACAAAUCAUGUACAAGAACGGUGUCUCUCACAUGACCGCCAACGAUGAUUUCGAGGGUGUGGCCAAGAUUGUCGAGUGGAUGGCCUAUGUUCCUGAUAAGCGCAACAACCCACUUCCUAUCGGACCAGCUGUCGACACUUGGGAUCGUGACAUUAUCUACACUCCUUUGGCCAAGCAGACAUACGAUGUCAGAUGGCUCAUCGGUGGUAAGGAAGAUGAUGAAGGUUUCAUGCCAGGAUUGUUCGAUAAAGACUCGUUCGUUGAGACCCUUGGCGGAUGGGCCAAGACUGUCGUUGUCGGUCGUGCUCGCCUUGGUGGUAUCCCAAUGGGUGUCAUCGCUGUUGAGACCAGAUCAGUGGAAAACAUCACCCCAGCUGACCCUGCCAACCCCGACUCCAUCGAGCAAGUCACCAAUGAGGCUGGUGGUGUUUGGUAUCCAAACUCCGCUUUCAAGACUGCACAAGCUAUUAAGGAUUUCAACAAUGGUGAGCAAUUGCCAUUGAUGAUCCUUGCCAACUGGAGAGGUUUCUCUGGUGGUCAACGUGAUAUGUACAAUGAGGUUCUCAAGUAUGGAUCUUACAUUGUCGAUGGCCUCAGCAAAUAUCAACAGCCAGUUAUCAUCUAUAUCCCACCUUUCGGAGAGCUACGUGGUGGUUCAUGGGUCGUCGUCGAUCCAACAAUCAACCCAGACUACAUGGAAAUGUACGCUGAUGAGGAUGCCCGUGGUGGUGUCUUGGAACCCGAGGGUAUUGUCAACAUCAAGUACCGCCGCGACAAGCAGCUCGAGACUAUGGCUCGUCUUGAUCCUGAGUAUGGUGCUCUCCGCAAACAGCUUGCUGACAAGUCAUUGAGCCAAGAGCAACUUAGUGAUAUCAAGGUCAAGGCAACUGCUCGAGAACAACUCUUGUUGCCAGUGUAUCAACAAGUUUCACUUCAGUUCGCCGAUCUCCAUGACCGUGCUGGACGUAUGAAGGCCAAGGACGUCAUCAAACGUCCAAUUGUCUGGAGAGAAGCUCGUCGCUUCUUCUACUGGCGCGUGCGUCGUCGUAUUAACGAAGAAUACAUCCUCAAGCGCAUGGCCACUGCCUCCAAGAACCCACUUGCUUCUCGAUCUCGUCAUCGGGAUACUCUCGCGGCCUGGACUGGCGUUCCUAAGUUCGAAACCGCAGAUCGUGACGUUGCUGUCUGGUAUGAAGAGAAUAGAAAGACUGUUCACGAGAAGGUCGAGGCGCUCAAGACUGAGGGCGUGGCUUUCGAUGUUGCUGGCUUGUUGCGCAGCAAUACCAAGGGUGGUCUUAAGGGUGUGCAGCAGAUGUUGAGCAUGUUACCUGCUGCGGAACGUGAGGAGGCUUUGAAGUUUUUGAGUUCUACAUGA
This is a messenger RNA of Glarea lozoyensis ATCC 20868, 6840 nucleotides long. Its product is annotated as ClpP/crotonase. Gene Ontology annotation, biological process: fatty acid biosynthetic process. The coding region runs from base 1 to 6840 and encodes 2279 amino acids. The transcript is spliced from 4 exons. The record is from RefSeq and is a predicted model, not a curated record. NCBI's taxonomy places the organism in Eukaryota, Fungi, Ascomycota, Leotiomycetes, Helotiales, Helotiaceae. Gene Ontology annotation, molecular function: metal ion binding; ATP binding; acetyl-CoA carboxylase activity.